Molecule: messenger RNA, 1764 nt
Organism: Sesamum indicum (sesame)
Lineage: Eukaryota; Viridiplantae; Streptophyta; Magnoliopsida; Lamiales; Pedaliaceae
Source: RefSeq, a predicted model, not a curated record
UAGUUCCGUCUGCAAAAGUUUACUUGUGGCCCUACAUUAGGAACAUUGUAAUGUGAUGAGCAACUGUUACUCUUUCUCUCUUCCACCACUCAUGUACCUCAGCUUCUCAGGCCGGUGUCGCUUCCGCCACACUAUCGUCACUUCCGCAGUCGGCCGCCGCCACCAUCGCCGUCGUCUCCUUAAGUACUCCUCCGAUUCCACGCUGACACCCACACAGCAGCCUACCAUCUUUAGGCUCUCCGAUGACACCCUCCAAAUAACCCUAAAACCCCCUUUGAAUUCCCUUCAACAGUUGGAAGGAAAAUUGCAUCAGUUCCUCAACUACGGCCGUGAAGCUUUUGAUGAUUUGAGGACUGUCGUCACCGUCGACGGGAACAACGGAGGGGUGGUAAUCUCCUGCAGGAGGUCCACUGUUGAGUUUUUAAUUGCACUCCUUGUGUCCAGUUUGGUGGUCGUUACUGCUUUCCGGGGUUUAUUUAAACUCCGGGAAAACAGAGGUGAAGUACUGGUAUAUAAGAGAGAUAGGAGCCUGGGUGGCAGAGAGGUGGUGGUUGGAAAGAGGGAGACAAAUUGGUCUACAAGCCACAAAUCAACACCAUUGAGUGGGGAUAACGCUAAUUAUUAUCAGAAGAAAAGAAAGAGGAAGCCAUUGGGCAGGAGGAGAGUGGAAGAGUUGCCGCAGUGGUGGCCGCAAGUAGUGAAUUGGGGUCUCCACGACACCGGCAAUAAGGAGGAAUAUCAGACGAUGGCUAACCAAUUAAUUCGAGCAAUCAUGGACCGCAAAAUGAGUGGGGAGGACAUUUCAACAAAUGAUAUAGUUCAGUUACGUCACAUAUGCAAAACAUAUGGAGUGAGGACCUUCAUUACCACUGCAAAUGCACGUGAUUCACUUUAUCGUGUUUCAAUUAAUUUUGUUUUGGACUACUGUGAGAGCAUGUCAAAUGUAUCCACCUCCAUUCAGAUUAAUGGUGAGGAUGUUCGGGAGUUUAUUGCUGGGCUUGCUGAUAACAUUGGACUUGAGAGCGCUUAUGCCGCAAGAAUGGUAUCUGCAGCUGUUGCUGCACGCACACGAUCAAGAAUCCUGCAGGCUUGGGCAUUAGAAGUUCAAAAUAAACAUUCUGAAGCACUAGUUGAACUGUUCAAAGUGUGCGUUAUUCACCGUAUCUUCCCGCCUGCAGAGAAUUCACCCGAGAUGGAAAUGGUUGCACGAGGCCUUGACAAGUCUUUAAGUGUAGAACAAAGAGAGUAUAUAUUAAACUCUUUCAUCGAUGUUUGUGGAAAAGAUAUUGAUCAAAGUCUGGUGGAAGCACUGGGUUUGGGAGGAGCCAGAUAUGAACAGGGAAGUGGCCAUGCAUAAAUAUGUUCAUUGUUUUGUAGGUAAGAGUUUUCAAUGUGGCAACCAUACAAGGACAUGGGAAGGUUAGAAUAUUUUCCCUCAUCCCAGGUGGAGACCCAAUAUUUGUGCCUCGAUAUUCCUCUUUUCGUGAAUUAUGUGUAUCUUGCCUCGUAUAUUUUCUACAGAAUGGGUUUAUUGUCUUCCACGAAUCUGAAAACUAUCAGAGCCUCUUAAGUGAGAUUUUUGCUGCCUGUCGUUACCUGCAAGUUAUUGCCUGUCAGAGACUCAGAGCAUUAUAGUCAGUAUUUAAUACUUAAGAAGAAAUAUUAUUGUCCUUGUAGUUAUGAGCAAAUUAGUGUGUGAGAGGUGUAAGUGGGCAUUGUUUCCCUUUCUUUUGUGCCGAAAAUAAAUUAUAUGAUUCUGUUGUA